AAUAUAACAACAAGAAGUUGAGACGUGUCAGAUGCUCUUGCUCCGAUCAAAAUCUCAAACUCAGAAUUCAGUCGUCUUCUUCACCUGCCUUCCUUCUCUAUCACAGAUUCCAAUUUAUCAUGAACUGCGAGGUCUGCCAGCUUAAAGAAUUGGAAGUGGAACACUUCGAGAUACGUGAAGUCCUGCGCUGUAUUCUACACACAAUAUUAUUCCACAGGGCAUUAGGUCUUGUUCGGCCUAAAGAUGUUGAUCUUCAACUGUUUGAAAUAACAUAUGUGCAAUGCGGUGAUAUUGGUCUAGAGAAGAAAGUGGAUGAGAAAAUUGACCAGUUCAUUGAGAGGGUUGAGAAACACCCAAACAAAAAAAAUCAGAUAUGUUUAUCAUUCUACGAAAUGAAAAAAACACAGGCAACAUGGUUCAGUAACAAAGUAGAGCGGCUAUACUGGGAACAGUGGUACAUAAAUUUGAAUGUAGUGCAACAACCAAAAUCUCAAUCUGGCAAAUCUCACCAUUCAAAUGUAAUGAUAGAUUCGGGAGAGACAGCAGUAGAAGAAAGAAGCGUUCGCCAGGCAGCAUUGGAGGCUUCUCUUUGUGAAGUGCUGUUUCAGAUAAUAAAAUUUUCUAAUGAAAAAAGGGAACACGUUCCUCCUAUACCAAAUCUCGACGGUGUUUGCUUUCCCUACGAGAUUACGAUUUCAAGCUCAUCUGAUUCAGCAUUUGGAAUGGACAUGCUUAAGAGGAUGCUCCAGACAGGACAUCCUACUAUGCUUAGCUGAUUUAUGAAAAUGUCGAUCUGAUUUAUGAAAAUGUCGACACGUCAAGAGAACGCGAACCUAGAAUAAUUUUUUUUAUUUUUUAAGGAAGUUGCUGUUAUUUGUAAAUAUGAAUUUGAUAUAAGAUUUAGUUUUUGUUAUGUUAUCUCCUUUUUUUUUGUUUCUCACUGUCGGGUCAAUUGCCUUCUCGAAGAACAGUCAGUUUGUGGCAAUGACUAGACGACGACAGUGGGGUUACCACUAAAGCUUUUAAAUCUGUUUGAUUAAGAGUUCUUAUUGUUAAUCUUAUGACUAAUUAUAACUUUCAGUGGUGUUAGGCUGCUUUUUUAAAUAAGUGUUAUCAUUAAUAUCUUUUAUAUGUAUUGAAAAUUUGAUUUUAUU
Messenger RNA from Impatiens glandulifera, 1154 nucleotides. Its product is annotated as autophagy-related protein 101. Lineage: Eukaryota; Viridiplantae; Streptophyta; Magnoliopsida; Ericales; Balsaminaceae. Gene Ontology annotation, biological process: autophagosome assembly; autophagy. The transcript has 7 exons. The record is from RefSeq and is a predicted model, not a curated record. Gene Ontology annotation, cellular component: phagophore assembly site. The coding region runs from base 120 to 776 and encodes 218 amino acids.